Molecule: messenger RNA, 896 nt
Organism: Bursaphelenchus okinawaensis
Lineage: Eukaryota; Metazoa; Nematoda; Chromadorea; Rhabditida; Aphelenchoididae
Source: the annotation of a GenBank genome assembly
AUGUCGACUCCAGAAGUUGAAGAAUGUGUAGAGCACGCUAUCAGAUCUGGCUACAGAAUGGUGGAUACUGCUCAAGUUUACAGGAAUGAAAGAUACGUCGGAGAAGCGUUGAAAAACUGUGAAAAUAAACAUGGGAUUGACAGGUACUGUAUUAUUGAUAAACUUUUAGGAUAAAGUUUAAAAGAAUUGACUUAAUAUUACUAUUUAGACAUGACAUCUUCCUGAUCUCAAAGUUGCAUCCAAAGAACAACGGAGAAAAGGCCUACGAGUCUGUGAAGGAAUCCUUGAAGGCGUUAGAGGUAGAUUAUAUUGAUUUGUUUCUCAUUCAUUGGCCUGGGAAGACCAAGUAUAGAGCAUCUGACAAAAGGAACGAACAAGCUCGCGAGCUGGCGUGGCGAGGGUUGGAAAGAGCUUACGGUAAUUGUGCUGUAUAAGUGACUGGUUGUCUUGCAGAUGAAGGGUUAGUAAGAGCUAUUGGAGUGUCAAACUACGAGGUAUCUCACUUGAAUCACUUGUUAUCCUUCUGUAAAGUGCAUCCAGCUGUUAAUCAAUGCGAAUUCCAUCCGUUAUAUCGACCGUUCGAUGUCAUACAGUGGUGUCAAAAGAACAAUGUACAUUUUCAAGCUUAUUCUUCGUUGGGAACGUCUGAUUCAAAGGCCUUGCUGAGCAAUGAUAAGAUGUUAAAUAUGGCAAAAGAACUGGAUUGCACUGUAGGACAACUAUUAUUGGCCUACGCUUUAAAUCAAGGGAUAUCAGUGCUACCUAAAAGCACGCGAUUUGAACAUAUUGAGGAGAAUCUCAAGGCAAAAGAAGUCAAGUUAUCGCAAGAUCAGCUACGAGAAAUGGAGAUUAUGAGUGAGAAGAAGUUGUGUUGGGAUCCUAGCAAAGUAUGUUGA